This is a messenger RNA of Eremomyces bilateralis CBS 781.70, 1668 nucleotides long. RefSeq lists its product as uncharacterized. The record is from RefSeq and is a predicted model, not a curated record. NCBI's taxonomy places the organism in Eukaryota, Fungi, Ascomycota, Dothideomycetes, Eremomycetales, Eremomycetaceae. The coding region runs from base 1 to 1668 and encodes 555 amino acids. The transcript is spliced from 3 exons. Gene Ontology annotation, molecular function: protein binding.
AUGCAAGCCCUGCGUACUUCGACUUUCGACUACAAGCAGUUCAAGGACAGGAAUUCUAGCCGACUUAGAGAUACCUGCCAGUGGGUUCUCCAUCAUGACAAUUUCCGAAACUGGAAAGACAGCAGCUCCUCAAGUCUUCUUUGGAUAUCUGCGGAUCCUGGAUGCGGAAAAUCGGUUUUCACUAAAUCUCUUGCCGGCGACCUUAAAAACACGGACGGUCACACAACUUGCUACUUCUUCUUCAAAGAUGACGACGUACAGAAAAGUGCAGUUACAGCGCUUGCGGCACUACUCCACCAGCUCUUUCGGCGGAAACCAACACUUAUCAAAUAUACUAUGUUGGAUUUCGCUGCUAAUGGAGAUAAACUUUCUCAACCAUCUCAUACACUCUGGAGUAUUCUAAUAAAAACCGUGGCUGAUCGGAAUACCGGAGAAGUCUUUUGCGUCUUAGAUGCCCUCGACGAAUGCGCAGAAGCAGGGCAGUAUCAGAUUAUUACCGCUCUCAGUUCAUUCUACCAGCAAGCAAUCUCCGGAAACAAUACGUCUCAACUCAAAAUAUGUGUCACUAGUCAUCCUUACCCAGACAUCAAACGGCGAUUCACCGAUCUUACUUCUAACUUUCCAACGAUUCGGCUGCGCGGCAAGCAAGAAUCAGAUAAAAUCAGUCAUGAGAUCAACCAAGUUAUUAAAUGGAGAGUAUCUCAAUUCGGGUCUGAGCUUAAGCUUAAUAAUUCAGAACAGUCAAAUCUCGAAACAGAGCUAUUAACAAUAUGUCACCGAACAUACCUCAGGGUAACACUCAUUUUCGAUAUCAUUCGCAAAAUGAUUCGACCGACAAGUCGGAAAUUGAAGGCUGUUAUCAGUGGCCUUCCGUCCACGGUUGAUGAAGCAUACGAAGCGAUUCUUACAAAAAUGGAGGAGGAUGAUCGACCACAAGCACGGAAAUUGCUCUAUAUCGUUGUUGGAGCAACCAGGCCUCUUACACUAAAGGAAAUGAACAUCGCUCUAGAUAUAGAAGACCAUCAUCGCUCCUACAACGACCUUGAACCUGACCUUGACGAUAAGCGAGGUUUGAAGCUAGAUCGAAACGUCUAUCUGAUCCAUCAAACCGCAAAAGAAUUCCUUCUCACGAAGAGUGAGGCCGCUGCUAUUGGAUGGAAACAUUCUCUUGUUCCAACGGAUUCUGAGCUCCUUAUGGCCAGAGUAUGCCUUAUAUAUCUUUCGUUAACUGAAUUUGAUAGAGCGACAGAUCAGAUCUCUGCCGCAGUCAAACACGGCUACUUAGAUUAUGCCGUAGGUUCCUGGGCUGCCCACUACCGAAAAGCACAGCAUAGCGCAACCGAGCAAAUGUUGCACUUGCGGUUCAAGAGUCGGUUCGAUGUAUACUGGUCGAUGGCUCACCAGUGGCACUCCAAUCCACAGUUCACAAGAAUUCUGAUGGUAGAGUCAUAUUUUGGGCAGGAGGGCAUCGUCAAGCUGUUGCUCGAGGCCAAGGCCAACGUCGACUCGAAGGAUAAGUACGGUCAGACGCCGCUGUGGUGGGCGGCCGAGAACGGGCGCGAGGGUGUCGUCAAGCUGCUGAUGUCCUAUCCUUCCGCGCUAUAUCAUUUUCAGCCUUCCCGCCGCCCACUGUCUAAAGUCAUCCACGCUCUUAUAUAUUCUGUAUAA